AUGAAGACUUCUGCAAUGAGUAAACGUAAGUCAAAGGAGAGCAGUGGAGCAAACAGAGAAUGCAUUUCACAGGUGCAAAAAAUUUUACGUGAAAGAUUCUGUCACCAUUAUGCUACUGGCAAACUGUUUGGGGUUGAACAGCAGUACAGACAUCUGCUGGAACUGCUGAAACGAACUACAGUUCACGGAGAAAGUAAUUCUGCCCUCAUUAUUGGACCCCGAGGAUCAGGAAAGACUACGUUAUUAAAACAUGUCUUAAAAGAGGUCAAGGAAAUGAAACAAGUUAGAGAGAACCUCUUGGAAGUUCAUCUGAAUGGCCUUCUACAGACUAAUGAUAAAACAGCCCUGAAGGAGAUCACCAGACAGUUGCACCUGGAAAACGUGGUUGGGGAUAAAGUUUUUGGCAGCUUUGCUGAAAAUCUUGCCUUCCUUCUCGAAGCUUUAAGGAAAGGAGAUCGAACUAGCAGCUGUCCAGUCUUGUUUAUCCUGGAUGAAUUUGACUUGUUUGUUCAUCACAAGAAUCAGACGCUGCUCUAUAACCUCUUCGAUGUAUCCCAGUCAGCACAGACUCCAGUGACAGUUAUUGGACUCACAUGUAGACAGGAUAUCCUGGAGCUCUUGGAGAAGAGAGUAAAAUCAAGGUUCUCUCACCGACAGAUAUAUUUGAUGAAUUCCUUUGAUUUUAAACAAUACAUUAGGAUAUUCAAGGAGAAGCUUUCUCUCCCUGCUAAAUUUCCUGACGAGUCUUUUGCUCAAAAAUGGAAUAACAAUGUUCAGUAUCUCUCAGAAGAUAAAUCUGUGCAAGACACGCUGCAGAACCUUUUCCACUACACCAAAGAUCUGCGCUCGCUUCAUUUGCUGUUG
Molecule: messenger RNA, 864 nt
Organism: Antrostomus carolinensis (chuck-will's-widow)
Lineage: Eukaryota; Metazoa; Chordata; Aves; Caprimulgiformes; Caprimulgidae
Gene: ORC4
Product: origin recognition complex subunit 4
Exons: 9
Biological process (GO): DNA replication initiation; DNA replication
Cellular component (GO): nuclear origin of replication recognition complex; nucleus
Molecular function (GO): DNA replication origin binding; ATP hydrolysis activity
Source: RefSeq, a predicted model, not a curated record